Messenger RNA from Drosophila kikkawai, 1191 nucleotides. It is a transcript of the gene Gr59e, whose product is annotated as Gustatory receptor 59e. Gene Ontology annotation, biological process: sensory perception of taste; chemosensory behavior; male courtship behavior. Gene Ontology annotation, cellular component: dendrite; membrane; axon. The record is from RefSeq and is a predicted model, not a curated record. NCBI's taxonomy places the organism in Eukaryota, Metazoa, Arthropoda, Insecta, Diptera, Drosophilidae.
AUGAACGCUUCGGAUUUCCUGCUGAACCUCAACAGAGUUCUGGGUAUAUCCCCCAUCGACAAAAAGGGAAUCCUUCGUUGGCUCCAUUCCUUGUGGUGCUUGGGCUUACUCUUAUACAUUUGGACCAACAGCAUCAGGAGAUGUGUGGAGUUCAAGGGAGAGAUCCCCACCAUUGAGAAGAUACUUUACUUGCUGGAAUUCCCAGGAAACAUGUCCGUCAUAGGUUUUCUGGCUUUUCAUGCUGUACUUCAUCUUCCCAGUCUCCAGGAAGUGGAGUUGGAGAUUCACCGUAUGAUCAAAAGACUGGACUCCAAGGCAGUUCAAAUGAUAUACAAAAAACACGAUCAAAGGACUCUCCAGUUAAUGGUAAUCUCCAUCAUUUUCCAUGGACUCUGUGCUGUUGUUGAUAUUAUUACCUGUAAAUUUGAGUUUUGGACCACCUGGAUCAGUAAUAGCAUAUAUAACCUGCCUGGCUUGAUGAUGAGUCUGGGCUUGCUGCAGUAUGCUCUCCCCUUACACUUUCUAUGGCUUCUUUUGGAUGAGAUCAGGAGAGCAUUGGAGGAGCUAAAGUGGCAGCAGAGACCGCCUGGGGGAAUCACCAAACUAGAUGCUAGAUAUGAGUCUGCCUUUGCCGUUCUAGUGGACGCUGGAGGAGGUUACUCUGUACGGCUGGAGGAGAUGCGUUCCACUUGCCACCACUUGGAUUUGCUGCACAAGAAACUCUUGUCUCGAUUUGGAACCUUCCUGAUCUUGAAUUUUGCCAACUCCCUGGCUAGUUUCUGUGUGGAGCUCUAUCUGGUCUUUAAUUUCUUUGAAAAUCCUCAACUGGAGGAGAGUGUGUUGCUCAUCUAUCGCCUGCUUUGGUUACUCAUGCAUGGAGGAAGGAUUUGGUUUAUUAUGGCAGUCAAUGAACAGAUUUUGGAGAAGAAAUGCCAGCUGUUUAGGUUAAUCAAUGAACUGGAGGUCUGUAGUUCCCACUUGGAGAGAACCAUUAAUCGAUUUCUCCUGCAGCUCCAGACUAGUCUGGCUCAACCUUUGGAGGCAUGUGGAAUCGUUCCACUGGACACGCUGGCCUUGGGUGGGUUUUUUGGUGUAUUGAUGGCCAUUGUUAUUUUCCUCAUACAAAUCGGACUGGGUAAUAAAUCGCUAAUGGGUGUAGCUCUCAACAAAUCAAACUGGCUUUAUAUUUGA